Molecule: messenger RNA, 381 nt
Organism: Rangifer tarandus platyrhynchus (Svalbard reindeer)
Lineage: Eukaryota; Metazoa; Chordata; Mammalia; Artiodactyla; Cervidae
Source: the annotation of a GenBank genome assembly
AUGGACCGAGGAGCCUGGCAGGCUGUAGCCCAGGGGGUCACAAAGAGUCAGACACGACUGAGGACACACCAGAGACACACCCCUUCUCUCCUUCCUAUUGUUGCCUGGUCCUAUCCCAUCAGCCUCCAUCCUCACCACUCAACCACAGUCCAUCUCUCCUCCUGGCUUCUCCUCCAAAGCAAGGCCCCAAAUAUUUCUCUGGCACUGGAGGAAACUCAUUCUUUCUGGUUUAAUUCGCCCCGUCUGGCCUUAAUUGCUUUGCCCUGUUGUAAGAAGAGACCUCCCAUGGCGACAACCCUGAGGAUGGGCUGGGGGGUUGGGGGGGCCACUGGAGGACUGGGGAGGAAGUCGGGGCAAGCUGUUGAGUGGGGAGUGGAUUAG